This is a messenger RNA of Perognathus longimembris pacificus (Pacific pocket mouse), 1409 nucleotides long. RefSeq names its product annexin A3 (gene Anxa3). Bases 104 to 1078 code for a protein of 324 amino acids. The transcript is spliced from 13 exons. The record is from RefSeq and is a predicted model, not a curated record. NCBI's taxonomy places the organism in Eukaryota, Metazoa, Chordata, Mammalia, Rodentia, Heteromyidae. Gene Ontology annotation, cellular component: cytoplasm. Gene Ontology annotation, molecular function: calcium ion binding; calcium-dependent phospholipid binding; phospholipase inhibitor activity.
CGAGCGGGGAGUCCCAGCGCACACCUUAGCGGCCGGUCUUGUUCCUGGCACCCUCGGUGUGGGGCUCAGGGUCAGUGUAAUCCUCAUUGGAGGAAAGUGCAUCAUGGCUUCUGUCUGGGUUGGGCACCGAGGAACCAUUAGAGACUAUCCAGGCUUUAGCCCCUCCGCGGAUGCUGAAGGUGUUCGGAAAGCAAUCAGAGGAAUUGGAACGGAUGAGAAAACACUCAUCAGUAUUCUGACCGAGCGGUCAAAUGCACAGCGACAACUGAUUGCCAAGGAAUAUGAAGCAGCAUAUGAGAAGGAGCUGAAAGAUGACUUGAAGGGGGAUCUCUCUGGCAACUUUAAGCAUGUCAUGGUGGCUCUCCUAACUCCACCAGCUGUGUUUGAUGCGAAGCAGCUAAAGAAAUCCAUGAAGGGUACUGGAACAGAUGAAGAUACUUUGAUUGAAAUCUUAACUACCAGGACAAGCAGGCAAAUAAAGGAGAUCUCUCAAGCCUAUUAUUCAGUAUAUAAGAAGAGUCUUGGAGAUGACAUUAGUUCUGAGACAUCUGGCGACUUCCGGAAAGCGCUGUUGACUUUGGCAGAUGGAAGAAGAGAUGAAAGUCACAAUGUGGAUGAACAUCUAGCCAAAAAAGAUGCCCAGAUCCUCUAUAAUGCUGGCGAGAACAAAUGGGGUACAGAUGAAGAUAAAUUCACCGAGAUCCUGUGUUUAAGGAGCUUUCCUCAACUAAAACUAACAUUUGAUGAAUACAGAAAUAUUAGCCAGAAGGACAUUGAAGACAGCAUCAAAGGAGAAUUAUCUGGGCAUUUUGAAGACUUACUGCUGGCCAUAGUUCGUUGUGCGAGGAACACGCCUGCCUUUUUAGCUGAAAGACUGUAUCAGUCUUUGAAGGGUGCUGGAACUGAUGAGUUUAUUCUGAACCGAAUAAUGGUUUCCAGAUCAGAAAUUGACCUUCUAGACAUUCGACAUGAGUUCAAGAAGCAUUAUGGCUAUUCCCUAUAUUCAGCAAUCAAAUCAGAUACUUCUGGAGACUAUGAAAUCACUCUCUCAAAGAUCUGUGGAGGAGAUGACGAGUGAAGAAGGAAAUCUUUGAGGCUUGCCAGCUUAAGAUGAACUUCUGUAACAGCUGUUUGCUUUCUUCUCAUAGUACUUACACAUGCAAGCAGAUGUAAAAUAGUGACUUGUUUGCCUAACCAAAAUUUUCAUUUUUCUAUAGCCACAACCAAAACAAAAUUGGUUAUCUUAGGACAUCUCAUUUAUAAUGUAGUAGUUUGUAGAAGUAACUUUUAAAUGGUAUUAAGGAUCUGCAAAUAUAAUCGAAAUGGUAUUUCCCCAAGGAAGUCAGAAUCUAUGUAGUUCUAAUCAUUAAUUGUAAAGCCGGAUAAUAAAACGUGUUGCCUUUGUUAAA